Messenger RNA from Dovyalis caffra, 966 nucleotides. The record is from the annotation of a GenBank genome assembly. NCBI's taxonomy places the organism in Eukaryota, Viridiplantae, Streptophyta, Magnoliopsida, Malpighiales, Salicaceae.
AUGGUUUGCCAGAAAGAACCUCUCGUACAGAAAGUCUGCGAUCUGUAUGAGCAAAUCUCGAGCCUUGAGAGUCUCAAACCCUCCAAAGAUGUCGACAUGCUCUUCACAAAACUUGUUCUCACGUGCAUCCCACCAAACCCUAUCGAUGUCAACAAGAUUUGCAAAAAAAUUCAAGAAAUGAGGUCUAAGCUCAUUAGACUUUGUGGAGAAGCUGAAGGACAUUUAGAGAGUCAUUUCUCAACUAUCUUAGGCUCCUAUGACAACCCUCUUGACCAUCUUAAUGUCUUUCCAUACUAUUCAAACUACCUUAAGCUUAGCCACCUUGAGUUCAACAUGCUUAAGCAACACUACACCAAUGUUCCUAGCAAAGUUGCCUUCGUGGGUUCUGGUCCCCUUCCCUUGACUUCAAUCGUCUUAGCCUCCAAGCACCUUACCACAUCUUCCUUCCACAACUAUGAUAUUGACCCUUCAGCCAAUUCAAUGGCUCUUAAGUUGGUCCAAUCGCAUCCUGACUUGUCAAACAGAAUGUUCUUUCACACAACCGAUAUAAUGAAUGUGACAAGUGAGCUUCAAGAGUUUGAUGUCGUCUUCUUGGCAGCUUUAGUUGGGAUGGAAAAGGAGGAGAAGGUUAAAUUUAUUGACCAUUUGGCUAAGCACAUGGCUCCUGAGGCUAUUUUGAUGCUGAGGAGUGCUCAUGGUGCUAGGGGUUUUCUCUAUCCGGUGAUUGAUCCUUGUGAUCUUCGAGGAUUUGAUGUUCUUUCUGUGUUUCAUCCAAGUGAUGAGGUGAUAAAUUCAGUUGUCAUCGCUCGUAAAUAUUCAAUGCCUAUAAAUUCAAUCGAUCAUCACCAGACUGGUCUUGGCUCCAUGAUAGUACUGCCUAACAAGUGUUCUGAUCAGAUCCAAGCUUUCAGUCCCCUCAACCAUGGCAUGGUUGAAGAAUUGGCCAUUGAAGAGCACCUCUCAUAA